AUGUCUGGCUUGAUUACUGGACCAACUGCGAGGGCCCCGCUAGUCUCUGUCAGCUUACAAGGCAUAGUAUAUGGAUUCUCCACAUGCAUGUUCGGGAUGACUGUGUGGGUGCUUACCAUUCAGCGCAAAGGAAGGGCAAAUAGAGCAAUGUUAGCUAUAUCUUCUUUCAUGUGGAUUAUUGAUACACUGCGAAUAGUCAUAGAUAUGACCGAUCUCGUUGAUGCCUUUGUCAAUCACUUGCAUGAUGGACCAGGUGACUCUGGACCUGAGGCGUUCAUCUCUGCGUUCUCGAGGCCCAUUUCUCUUGUUGAUAAUGGCAUUUACUGUUUGCAAACACUCAUUGGUGACGCCGUUGUGAUUUAUCGUUGCUAUAUUGUCUGGCAAUCGGUAUGGAUGAUUGUGAUUCCGUCGUUGGCAUGGAUGGGCUCCUUAGGGAGUAUUAUCUUUGUUAUGUAUUCAUUUGCCAAAGGAAUCGUCACGGGGCAGCGGAUUGUCCUGGUAUACUCUUUUACCUUGGCAGCCAAUUUAACAGCGACUCUGGCACUUGCUUAUCGAAUUUGGAAAGUCGAUAAGGAAGCCAGACAUCUCCGCGAUUCGUCGAACACUCUCAGACCAGUACUCCUGACAAUUAUCGAGUCGGGAGCCAUCUACACGGCACUUCUGAUUUUUGCACUCAUUACGGUGACACACGCUCUAGAAGUAGAGUAUGUAGUCAACAGUAUUAUGCCAGCGAUGAUAGCCAUCACUUUCGACAUGAUCUUCAUCCGCAUCGGAAUAGCUCAGAACGCGAGAUCUGGCUACCGAGCUAGCGGUACAUUUCCUCUCAGUACGAUCAUGUUCAAAGAAAACGAAGUAGACAAUAUCAAGAAAGAUUAUAGCACAAAUGAACUAACUUCCGGAAUGGCCUUCGCAGUGAGCGAAGAUACGACAACGACACCGAUCAAAUUCCAUCACACGGUUCUUUCUCCAUUCUUCCGAGAGAUCUCACAGAAGAAGCCGCGGACGGCGGGCAUAUGGUCGCUGGUGGUCGACGUUUCAAUUGUCAACAAGCGUCAACCCUACGAGCGGCCCGAGUUCUCAGCCGCACGCAUCAAGCACGCAUCUCUUCGCGAUUCCAGUCCUGUUCGCACCCAUGGUGUUUUCAGCCCUCCGUUAGCUGCUGUUGUAUUUGAGCUGCUUUCUCUCUCUGGCACUACCAGUCUCCAGCUGCCUGCACGACGAUGUCUCUGUACCCUGCGCUUUCUCUUGAAAGCGGCGUUCUCCUUGCUUGCGGAUUUGUGUACGUAUCUGUGGUUCAAGCGAUUCGAGACGAGUGAUAUCCUCCAUGUCUCGAUACUCCUUGGGCUUCCACCUGCUAUCCCGGUAGCGUUUCUUCGAACCCAUCUGGAGUCCACUUUGCUGGCCGGCCUUGUCGCGUAUUCUACUUUUUAUGUUUCUCUUUUGCUGUCCAUCCUCGUGUAUCGCAUCUCACCGCUACAUCCUCUUUGGAGUUAUCCGGGUCCCGUCCUAUGCAAGAUCUCUAAGCUUUGGCUGGUCUACGUUGCGUCUGACGGGAAGUUGCACAUGUACUAUUAUAAGGUACAUAAAAAAUAUGGACCUAUCGUUCGUAUUGGCCCAAACGAGUUGUCAGUUGUUGACACUGCUCUACUUCCAUCUAUCUUGGGUUCGGACGGGAUGCCCAAAGGACCUUUAUGGGAAGGAAGGCGAAUUUCAGGGAAGAGAGGUGCGGGUGCAAAGAAUGUUAAAGGAAACCUCAUCGGUGCCCGCAAUAAGCAACAACACACUGAGGCGAGGCGGGUAUGGAACCGUGCGUUCACGAGUGCCUCGGUAAAGCGUUACGAGCCCAUCGUCAUUCGAAGAGCUUCACAGUUAGUGGAUGCUUUAAAGAAAAGAGCUGGAAAUGAGGAAGUAGAUCUCUCGCAGUGGCUAAGCUACUUCUCCUUUGACUUCAUGGGUGAUUUCGUUUUUGGGGGACCAUUCGAUCUUCUACGCGAUGGCGAUAAGAAUGACCUUGUAGGUAUGAUGGAAAAUGGUCUUUACCUCCCGGCGUUGACGCAACAUGUCCCUUGGUGCAUUGAGGCUCUUCUCACCCUCCCAUUCCUAGGAAAACAUAUGAAAGGGCUCGGAGAGUUUGCCUUCCAGCAGAUCACGAGGCGAAUGAAGGAAGGAUCAGUACACGAUGACCUAUUCUAUCAUCUCAACGAUGAAGGACGAGGAGAUACUAGUAGUGGAUCGCCUCCACUUCCCGUGCUCAUGUCCAAUGCCGUCACUGCAAUCAUCGCUGGUUCUGAUACUACUGCCGCGGCACUCAGCAACACAUUUUACCUUAUGUUGUCCCAUCCCAGCUGUUAUCGACGCUUGCAAAUUGAAGUUGACGCCGCCUUCCCUCCAGGAAGAGGAGAGCCGACUGAUUCAGCAAAGCUUGCUCAAAUGGAAUACUUAAAUGCUGUAAUCAACGAAUCCCUCCGCUUAUAUCCUCCUGUUCGUACGUCUCUCCAGCGCGCGCCUCAAAUGGGCACCGGUGGGCAUAUGUUGGGCUCCACCAUGUUCAUCCCGGAGGGAACCGCUAUAUACGCCCCACCAUACGUGUAUCAUCAUGACCCGCGGUAUUUCUCCCGCCCUGAAGAUUUUUUUCCAGAACGUUGGCUGUCCAAGAACGGCGAGGACAAUACUUUUGACCCCAGCGCUUUCAUUCCGUUCUCGAUGGGACCCGCGAACUGCGUUGGACGGCCUCUUGCGCUGAUAGAGAUGCGCAUGGUCAUCGCUUAUAUCCUUCAUGCCUUUGAGCUGCGUUUCGCAAACGGAUACGAUCCUGCGUCGUAUGAGAAGCACCUGCAAGACCUAUUCGUUACGCACCGGGGUCCUCUCCCUGUCACCUUAAUUGCUCGUGCCGCGAACUAA
Molecule: messenger RNA, 2901 nt
Organism: Fibroporia radiculosa
Lineage: Eukaryota; Fungi; Basidiomycota; Agaricomycetes; Polyporales; Fibroporiaceae
Exons: 18
Coding region: 1-2901 (966 amino acids)
Molecular function (GO): monooxygenase activity; iron ion binding; heme binding
Source: RefSeq, a predicted model, not a curated record